This is a messenger RNA of Pygoscelis adeliae (Adelie penguin), 1136 nucleotides long. RefSeq names its product aquaporin-3-like. Bases 83 to 961 code for a protein of 292 amino acids. Gene Ontology annotation, cellular component: plasma membrane; basolateral plasma membrane. NCBI's taxonomy places the organism in Eukaryota, Metazoa, Chordata, Aves, Sphenisciformes, Spheniscidae. The transcript is spliced from 6 exons. The record is from RefSeq and is a predicted model, not a curated record. Gene Ontology annotation, biological process: water transport; glycerol transmembrane transport. Gene Ontology annotation, molecular function: water channel activity; urea transmembrane transporter activity; glycerol channel activity.
UCUGCUAGGGAAGAAACCUUGCUGAGGCUUUAUCAGCUGCUGCUUUUCCCCCUGGCACUGCUUGAAGGGCACCUCUACUGCGAUGGGGAGGCAAAAGGAUGUUCUUGCUACUAUUGAGGAGCACCUGAGGAUCAGAAACAAACUAGUCCGGCAAGCACUGGCUGAGUGCCUGGGGACGCUGAUCCUGGUGUUGUUCGGCUGUGGCUCCGUUGCACAGAUUGUGCUCAGCAGAGGGACUCAUGGAGGUUUCCUGACUGUUAACCUGGCCUUCGGCUUUGCUGUGAUGCUCGGCAUUUUGAUCUCGGGACAGGUAUCAGGUGGACAUCUGAACCCAGCUGUCACUUUUGCCAUGUGCUUCUUGGCCCGGGAGCCCUGGAUCAAGCUGCCAGUUUAUGCCCUGGCCCAAACCCUGGGGGCUUUCCUGGGAGCUGGCAUAGUCUUUGGACUGUACUAUGAUGCCAUCUGGGCUUUUGGCAGCAACCAGCUGUAUGUAACAGGACAAAAUGGCACUGCUGGUAUCUUUGCCACGUACCCAUCUCAGCAUCUGAACAUUGUGAAUGGAUUCUUUGACCAGUUCAUUGGCACAGCCUCCCUGAUUGUUUGUGUCUUGGCUAUUGUUGAUCCUUACAACAACCCUGUCCCCACGGGGUUGGAGGCUUUCACAGUUGGCUUUGUUGUCCUCGUUAUUGGAACCUCCAUGGGCUUCAACUCUGGCUAUGCUGUCAACCCUGCCAGGGACUUUGGGCCUCGUCUCUUCACAGCCAUCGCUGGCUGGGGCACUGAAGUGUUCUGGACUGGUAAACAGUGGUGGUGGGUUCCAGUUGUUGCUCCUUUUCUUGGGGCUAUUGCGGGUGUGAUGGUCUAUCAGCUGAUGAUUGGAUGUCAUGAUGAGCCUUCUCCACCUGCCUCUGAGCAGGAAACAGUCAAGCUGGCUAACGUGAAGCACAAGGAAAGGAUCUGAGGAAGCUGCCACCCAGAUCUGGCAGACAUUCAUUACUCAGGACUGCAGCUGGCGAAGAGGAGGAAGGAGUUAAGAAGAGCUUCAAGAACAACAGGAAGAUUUCCCCCCCCCCACAUCUUGAGAUAUUGUAGUGCGCUUUUUUGUGUAUAUCCCUGAUGCAUUUCUUUAGGCAUUU